Molecule: messenger RNA, 1997 nt
Organism: Phoenix dactylifera (date palm)
Lineage: Eukaryota; Viridiplantae; Streptophyta; Magnoliopsida; Arecales; Arecaceae
Product: nuclear transcription factor Y subunit B-1-like
Biological process (GO): regulation of transcription by RNA polymerase II
Cellular component (GO): CCAAT-binding factor complex; nucleus
Molecular function (GO): DNA-binding transcription activator activity, RNA polymerase II-specific; protein heterodimerization activity; RNA polymerase II cis-regulatory region sequence-specific DNA binding
Source: RefSeq, a predicted model, not a curated record
GCAAAAAACCCUAACCUUAGUGUCUAAGACCCCUUUUCCAUUCUGUUGUAAACAAUAAAGAUAGCUUUAGUGUGUUGGCCAGCGCAUAUAUCUUAAUAUCAAAACCAGCAAUUUGUUUUAGGGCAUUCUCGAUCAAGUUCAAGAAAUUAAAUCCAAAACUAGUGUGGGAUGCUUUUAAAGUGACUCAACAUGUUGUCCCUACCAAGGCUCCUCAUUGACCAGAUGAGAAUCUUGCAUAUGUUCGCUCAACUUUUAUCUAGUGUCAUAGUUUAACUAAUUUUCCUAACAUUAAGGGUUGGAAUUAGAUUGGUCUAAUUUAAAGUCAAGUUCGAUGCGGGUGUCAAUUUCAUAGAUACAAUCUGAUUGAACAAUUCCUUGAUGGAGUUAGCCAGUCUUGUUGUGCCAAGUGAUGACUAAAACAGGUUUGCUCUAUUUAUGUAACACUUGCGAUCUAACAAGAAAUCUAGACCUAGAUUUGUAGCUCAACCUACUCCAAGAGUUCGAGAUCUAAGCCCGACUGGAUUUGCUUUGGGUUGACUCACUAACACCUGUACUAAUACAUGCAGUUGAUGAAAUAGUUAGGUCCAAUCUCUAGCUUUGGCUAACCAUAGUUUGUCCCUUCUUAACUUGAUUUUUUAUGUUUCUUGACACUAGGAGAAUUUUGUUUACUUUGUGUCUACAUCAAAAACCGCCUUCCCACAUCACCACUCCCCUCCACCGCCUCCUUUUCCACUUUUAAAACUAAACCCACAAGCUCCUAUCCCCUCAUCACCACCCUCUUAAGCCUUGCUAAAACCCACAAGCUCCUAUUCCCUCACCACUCUCUAAGCCUUCUCCAAUCACCGUCUUCCCUCUUCAUGGUUUGUCCCUUCUUGACUUGGUUUUCUCUGUUUCUAGGAGAAUUUUGUAUGCUUUGUGUCUACAUCAAAGCCGCCUUCCCACAUCACCACCCCCAUCCACCCCCUCCUUUCCACUUUUAAAGCUAAACCCACAAGCUGCUAUUCCCUCACCGCUCUCUAAUUAAGCCUUCUCCAAUCACCGUCUUCCCUCUUGUCUUCUCCUAUCUCCAUGAAAGGAAGAAGGAACCACCGCCUUAGCCCUGUCGGAAGCCCACCUUCCGACACCGAGUCUGGUGGUGCAGUCGCCGCCGGUCAUGGCCUCGACUCCUCCCUGAAGGAGCAAGACCGCUUCCUCCCCAUCGCCAACGUGAGUCGCAUCAUGAAACGGUCUCUCCCCGCCAACGCCAAGAUAUCGAAGGAAGCUAAGGAGACGGUGCAGGAGUGCGUAUCGGAGUUCAUCAGCUUCAUCACAGGCGAGGCCUCCGACAAGUGCCAGAAGGAGAAGAGGAAGACCAUCAACGGGGACGACCUUCUCUGGGCCAUGACCACCCUCGGCUUUGAGAACUACAUAGAGCCCCUCAAGGUCUACCUCAACAGGUACCGGGAGACCGAGGGUGAGAAGAAUUCCAUGGCGAGGCAGGGUGACCAGUCCCCAAAUGAGGAGGGGAGCCACAACCCAAGUUCUUAUCAUGGUGCAAGUGGUGUUAGUCCAAUGGCUAAUCGUAAUACUGUGACUUCCAACGCUACCCUUAUGGGCUUUCCUGGCGGGUUUUACUCUGCCGGGCCAUCUGCGGCUCCACAGGGCUUCGGAGGGGGAGGAGGAAGGAUGAUGGGGUUUGGAGAGCACUACAAGAUAUCACUUCUUUCCCCUCGCUGGAAGAUGAUACCAAAAUAUUGGGUUUCUAAGGCUGUCGGCUGGUAGAGCACUGGACCACGUGAAGUCCACUCGUUGUUAGUACAAGUAUCUUAACUAAGAGAUGCCGGCCGGAAUCAUACGUCAACGUCCUCAAGCUCAUAGUUCCAGUGGACGUGUCGACUUUAUAGUUUUAAAAGAGGUUAUAUUUCCACUUUGUUGAAAGUUGUUUGGCUUAUUGUAGUAAUUGAGGUCUUUCGUGGCAUAUAAAAAUCUAUCACAUACUCGGGUUGUAAUAAUUUAGG